Molecule: messenger RNA, 2303 nt
Organism: Salvia hispanica
Lineage: Eukaryota; Viridiplantae; Streptophyta; Magnoliopsida; Lamiales; Lamiaceae
Product: O-fucosyltransferase family protein
Cellular component (GO): Golgi apparatus; cytoplasm; chloroplast
Source: RefSeq, a predicted model, not a curated record
GACCCCAAAUCCAUCUCGAUCGAUCUCAUCUACCUCCUUCAAUCAAUCCACAAUCCUCGAUUCCCCUCGCCGAUGUGAUGCGGAAAUGGGCCACCAGCACAACAGCCACCACCACCACCACCCCACGGCCACCGAUGCCGGCGGCGGCGGCGGCGGCGGCGGAGGCCUCUCCCAGCGCGUCAACAGCCCCCGAUUCUCCGGCCCGAUGACCCGCCGCGCCCACUCCUUCAAGCGAAACAACACUAACAGCAACAAUACUAACAGCAACAGCAAUGUUAACAGCAGCAGCAGCUCGUCGCAGAGCAACAAUCAGCAUGAGGUGAUCGACCUCAAUCUCAACUCCCCCAGAUCUGAAUCGCCGGUUUCCGCCGAGCAGAGGCUGCAUCUGAGGAGGAAGAUUUCGUCGCUGGGCGUGGAUUUGGGGGGGUUCGGGGUCGAAUUGAAGGGGAAGAGGAAGCUAGGGCAGUGGAUGUUCCUCAUGUUCUGCGGGAUGUGUUUGUUUCUCGGCGUUUUCAAGAUUUGCGCCACCGGAUGGUUCGGAUCCGCCAUUGAAAGGCUUGGAAGCAAUCAGGACAUUUAUGACUCCACGACAAGUCAUUUUAGUAAACACGAUGAAGGAUCUCACACAUUUAGAUAUGUGAAUAAGGAAGAUGAUCAUGGGAGGACCGAAGUUGAAGUCAAACAAACUGUAACAAUGAUGGCUUCAGGCGUAGUUAAUGGUCAUGAUAGAUUGGCCGAUCAUUCAGAGAUAUGGUCUGAUCCUGAUAGUGAGAAUUUUACUCGAUGCCUUGAUCGACCAAAAAGUCACAAAAAGCUGGAUUCCAAAACGAAUGGUUACCUCCUGAUAAAUGCAAAUGGCGGCCUAAACCAGAUGAGAUUUGGGAUCUGUGAUAUGGUUGCUGUUGCUAAAAUAUUGAAGGCCACACUCGUCCUUCCAGCUCUCGAUCACUCGUCAUAUUGGGCCGACGAGAGUGGUUUCAAAGAUCUAUUUGACUGGCAAUACUUCAUCGAGUCACUACAAGGUGAUGUCCACGUAGUUGACACAUUGCCACCGGAAUAUGCUGGAGUUGAGCCUUUCUCGAAAACUCCGAUAUCUUGGUCAAAGGUUAACUACUAUAAAUCAGAGGUCCUUCCACUCUUGAAGCAGCAUAAAGUGAUAUACUUCACUCAUAGUGAUUCCCGGCUAGCGAACAACGGAAUUCCCCCUUCUAUCCAGAAGCUAAGAUGUCAUGUGAAUUACAGAGCACUAAAGUAUUCUGCUCCAAUCGAGGAUCUGGGGAAAAUUUUGGUAUCGAGAAUGCGACAAGAUGACAACAGCCCGUAUCUCGCACUCCAUUUGAGAUAUGAGAAGGACAUGCUUGCUUUUACAGGAUGCAGCCAUAAUUUGACCAGUGAAGAAGACGAAGAGCUCCGCCAGAUGCGGAACGAGGUCAGCCACUGGAAGGAGAAAGACAUUGAUGGUGCCGAAAGAAGAAUGCUCGGUGGCUGCCCCAUGACUCCAAGGGAGACCGCCCUCUUGCUUAAGGCGCUAGGCUUCCCAUCGAGCACCAGGAUCUACCUGGUGGCCGGUGAAGCUUUUGGCAACGGGAGCAUGGAAUACCUCAACGAAAACUUCCCCAAUAUCUUUUCCCACUCGUCUCUCGCAUCAGAGGAAGAGCUGAACCCGUUCAGGAAUCACCAGAACAUGCUGGCUGGUCUGGACUACGCCGUUGCUCUUGAGAGUGACGUCUUCGUUUACACCUAUGACGGGAAUAUGGCCAAGGCGGUGCAAGGUCAUAGACGCUUCGAAGGUUUCAAGAAGACUAUUAAUCCAGACAGGAUGAAUUUCGUAAAACUGGUUGAUAAGUUGGACGAAGGGACCAUUACUUGGAAGAAGUUCAAGUCCAAAGUGAAGAAGCUUCACGAGGAACGAACUGGUGGGCCGUACAUGAGGGAGCCGGGCGAGUUCCCGAAACUCGAAGAAAGUUUCUAUGCAAACCCUCUCCCCGGCUGCAUCUGUGAGAGAAAGCCCUCGACUUAGAAGAAGCUCGGACGGGUCGUCAAGAUUUUUGCUGCUCCGAAAGGGGUUCGGUCGCGAGGCGAUUCGAGUUUUCGGAAUCAAGAAUUGGUGGACUGAGUCUCUAAAGGGUUGGUGCAGGUUGGUCAAGUAUACAAAUUGAGUUUAUGUGACCAAAAGCAUUGAAUUGAUUGGAAACUUUGCACUGAUUCUUAGAUGCAAUACUUACAACAUAUUUCUUGUACUAUCAUGUGGGAAUAGAGAUGUUAUAAAUUACACAAAAUGAGUAUAAUUUUAUUUUUAGAUU